UGUUGUUGUUUUGGUAGGGGGAUUCCCAAACACUUCUACUUUCUGAGAAUGUGAGCGCUGUUCAGAAAUUAGACUUUUCAGAUACAAUGGUGCAACAGAAAUUGGAUGAUAUCAAGGAUCGAAUCAAGAGAGAGAUAAGGAAAGAACUGAAAAUCAAAGAAGGAGCUGAAAAUCUAAGGAAAGUCACAACAGAUAAAAAAAGUUUGGCUUAUGUAGACAACAUUUUGAAAAAAUCAAAUAAGAAGUUAGAAGAACUACAUCACAAGCUACAGGAAUUGAAUGCACAUAUUGUUGUAUCAGAUCCAGAAGAUGUUACAGAUUGUCCAAGGACUCCAGAUACGCCGAAUAGUGACCCUCGUUGUUCUACUAGCAACAAUAGAUUGAUGGCCUUACAAAAACAAUUAGAUAUAGAACUUAAAGUAAAACAGGGUGCAGAAAAUAUGAUACAGAUGUAUUCAAAUGGUUCUUCAAAGGAUCGGAAACUCCAUGGUACUGCUCAGCAGCUGCUCCAGGACAGCAAGACAAAAAUAGAAGUCAUACGAAUGCAGAUUCUUCAGGCAGUCCAGACCAAUGAAUUGGCUUUUGAUAAUGCAAAACCUGUGAUAAGCCCUCUUGAACUUCGAAUGGAAGAAUUAAGGCAUCAUUUUAGGAUAGAGUUUGCAGUAGCAGAAGGUGCAAAGAAUGUAAUGAAAUUACUUGGCUCAGGAAAAGUAACAGACAGAAAAGCACUUUCAGAAGCUCAAGCAAGAUUUAAUGAAUCAAGUCAAAAGUUGGAUCUUCUAAAGUAUUCAUUAGAGCAAAGAUUAAAUGAACUUCCCAAGAAUCAUCCCAAAAGCAGUAUUAUUAUUGAAGAGCUUUCACUUGUUACAUCACCAACACUAAGUCCACGGCAAAGUGUGAUAUCUACACAAAACCAAUAUAGUACACUAUCCAAACCAGCAGCCUUAACAGGUACUUUGGAAGUUCGUCUUAUGGGCUGUCAAGAUAUCCUAGAGAAUGUCCCUGGACGGUCAAAGGCAGCAUCAGUUGCACUACCUGGCUGGAGUCCAAGUGAAACCCGAUCAUCUUUCAUGAGCAGAACGAGUAAAAGUAAAAGUGGAAGUAGUCGAAAUCUUCUAAAAACCGAUGACCUGUCCAAUGAUGUCUGUGCUGUUUUGAAGCUAGACAAUACUGUGGUUGGUCAAACUAGCUGGAAACCUAUUUCCAAUCAGUCAUGGGACCAGAAGUUUACACUGGAACUAGACAGGUCACGUGAACUGGAAAUUUCAGUUUAUUGGCGUGAUUGGCGAUCUCUGUGUGCUGUAAAAUUUCUGAGGUUAGAAGAUUUUUUAGACAACCAACGGCAUGGCAUGUGUCUCUAUUUGGAACCACAGGGUACUUUAUUUGCAGAGGUUACCUUUUUUAAUCCAGUUAUUGAAAGAAGACCAAAACUCCAAAGACAAAAGAAAAUUUUUUCCAAACAGCAAGGCAAAACAUUUCUCAGAGCUCCUCAAAUGAAUAUUAAUAUUGCCACUUGGGGAAGACUUGUGAGAAGAGCUAUUCCUACAGUAAAUCAUUCUGGAACCUUCAGCCCUCAGGCUCCUGUGCCCACUACAGUGCCAGUGGUUGAUGUUCGUAUCCCUGAACUUGUACCGUCAGCUAGUGAUUCUACAGUAACCAAAUUGGACUUUGAUCUUGAACCCGAACCUCCCCCGGCCCCACCACGUGCUUCUUCCCUUGGAGACAUAGAUGAAUCUUCUGAAUUAAGAGUUUUGGAUACACCUGGACAGGAUCCAAAAACUGUAUUUGAUGUUGAGAAUGACAGAAACAUUAUACUCCCAAAAUCUCAAUCUGAAUAUGAAUCUGAUACUCCUGAUUCAGGCCUGGGAUAUAGUGAUACUCGAGAACUUGAAGAUAGAAGAUCUCAGCAGAGAUUUCAGUUCAAUCUACAAGACUUCAGAUGUUGUGCUGUCUUGGGUAGAGGACAUUUUGGAAAGGUGCUUUUGGCUGAAUAUAAACACACAAAUGAGAUGUUUGCUAUAAAAGCUUUAAAGAAAGGAGACAUUGUGGCUCGAGAUGAAGUAGACAGCCUGAUGUGUGAAAAAAGAAUUUUUGAAACUGUGAAUAGUGUAAGGCAUCCCUUUUUGGUGAACCUUUUUGCAUGUUUCCAAACCAAAGAGCAUGUUUGCUUUGUAAUGGAAUAUGCUGCCGGUGGGGACCUAAUGAUGCACAUUCAUACUGAUGUCUUUUCUGAACCAAGAGCUGUAUUUUAUGCUGCAUGUGUAGUUCUUGGGUUGCAAUAUUUACAUGAACACAAAAUUGUUUAUAGAGAUUUGAAAUUGGAUAACUUAUUACUAGACACAGAAGGCUUUGUGAAAAUUGCUGAUUUUGGUCUUUGCAAAGAAGGUAUGGGAUAUGGAGAUAGAACAAGCACCUUUUGUGGCACUCCAGAAUUUCUUGCCCCAGAAGUAUUAACAGAAACAUCCUAUACAAGGGCUGUAGAUUGGUGGGGCCUUGGAGUACUUAUAUAUGAAAUGCUCGUUGGUGAGUCUCCCUUUCCUGGUGAUGAUGAAGAGGAGGUUUUUGACAGUAUUGUGAAUGAUGAAGUAAGGUACCCAAGAUUCUUGUCGACAGAGGCCAUUUCCAUAAUGAGAAGGCUAUUAAGAAGAAAUCCCGAGCGGCGCCUUGGAGCUGGUGAGAAAGAUGCAGAGGAUGUAAAAAAGCAUCCAUUUUUCCGGCUAAUUGAUUGGAGUGCUUUGAUGGACAAAAAAGUAAAGCCGCCAUUUGUCCCUACCAUUAGAGGACGGGAGGAUGUUAGUAAUUUUGAUGAUGAAUUUACCUCAGAAGCACCUAUUCUGACUCCACCUCGAGAACCACGGAUACUUUCAGAAGAGGAGCAAGAAAUGUUCAGAGACUUUGACUACAUUGCUGAUUGGUGUUAAUGUGCUAGAUACUGUGAAACCAUGCAGACCGACUCACAAGACCUCUUAAAAAUAGCAAUUCUUCAUUUGCUGUCUGUGCCACCAGUAGCUGGAGUUUUUUUUUUUUUUUAAAAAUGAAGAUUUCUUUAAAAGUACUCUAUUUUAAUACCUUCUUCAAAAGUGGCUUCUCGAUGUUUUUGAAAGUAAAUAUGAGCACUGGAAACAGUUUCAUGGAGUUUAGGCUGAAUGAGCAUUGGCCAUGAAAACCCAUCACAAAGGAAUACUUUUGGAUCAAUAGUCUUUUUUUUUUUUUUUUUUAA
This is a messenger RNA of Fukomys damarensis (Damara mole-rat), 3220 nucleotides long. It is a transcript of the gene Pkn2, whose product is annotated as protein kinase N2. The record is from RefSeq and is a predicted model, not a curated record. Gene Ontology annotation, biological process: protein phosphorylation; signal transduction. The coding region runs from base 87 to 2921 and encodes 944 amino acids. Gene Ontology annotation, molecular function: ATP binding; small GTPase binding; protein serine/threonine kinase activity. NCBI's taxonomy places the organism in Eukaryota, Metazoa, Chordata, Mammalia, Rodentia, Bathyergidae. The transcript has 21 exons.